This is a messenger RNA of Lepisosteus oculatus (spotted gar), 1824 nucleotides long. The record is from RefSeq and is a predicted model, not a curated record. Lineage: Eukaryota; Metazoa; Chordata; Actinopteri; Semionotiformes; Lepisosteidae.
UGGCGCUGAAGAGCCCUGGGGAGACUGAUGCAAAAAUGGAUAUUUUACCGACGCUCCCACCCCCCGACCCAAGCCAACAAGCCACGUGGCUCUUCCAGACGUUCACCCCUGGGACUCGGUAUAAAAAUACUACUCCGGCACCUACCAGUCCACUCCUGACUGCUUUCUCUGCUGCCUCCGUACGAAGAAUGGCCCAGACUCCCACCAAGACCACAUUCAGCAGGGGCAAGCUGGAAAGACGAGCUAGCAGAGAGCCCAACAGCCUCCAGACCUCUGAUGGCAGAACACUUGUGAUCGAAAUGACCCCCAAACCAACAAUCUGUGUGAAACACACCCAGAGAACUGAAGGGAUAGUGAAGGUGCACCACAUAAAAGGAUCGGAUAACAACACCCAUGUGGCUUUCUGCUUUCAGAAGAACACUGACUACUAUUACCCCUUCGUCAAGGACAGCAAGCUGAAGCUGCAGAAAGUAGGAUUGCCGAAAACCCCGAGAGGGAAGGAGUUCGAGUUCAAGUGGAACUCCGAGACCUUGGAGUCCGUGGCCCAGCCCAACUGGUUCUGGGUUAUUGACAAAAACAAAGUCCAGGUGCAAAAAGAAAAAAAAGAGACCUUCCGCUGGAUUAAACUUUACAGGAUGAAAAAAAAAACCAAAGCAUCCAAUGAAGCUGCACAGGGCAUUUCGUGUGUCAAGAAAUGAGCGUUUGAGUGUCGUCGUUAAGGGCGACCUAGCAACAGAGUAAUCCCUGUGAAAAUGAUGUGAUUGCGAUGUCUUCGCAACCUCGGUUCUCUGAAAGGGAAAGGAGUCAUCGGAGAUGCAGACGUGAUUUGUGACUGACGUUAUACUGACACUUUACUGUCGCUUUUAUUCCACCUAAGUCAUGUCUUUGCGUAUCUACGGAAGCCUAUUAGCGCCACGGGGAAAUAAAUUCAUUAGCGCGUUUAAAUGAGAUGUAAUCACGACGAGAUACUACUGCCAAGCUAACAGGACUCUCUUUAUAAAUCCAUAUUACUCUCAUGUAGCCGCUUCUCUGGCGUCCUGGAAUUGUUUGGGGAUUUUGAGGCUGGCAUUCCUGUAUCUAGUUAUAUUCACGCCUCCGCAAACCUAGACAGAAAUGCCUUUUCUUCUCCUUUCACAUGACUCAAAUGUAUUCUUUACAAGCACAGGCGAAAAGCAUGUUGUUUUUUUAAUACUUAAAUAUACUGUAAAUCCACAGUAGGUAUAGGUCUGGUUAAUUCAUCAUAAAAGUAUUCUGAUCAGUGUUUAAGGAAUAGGCAACAACCUUAUCGACAUUUUUCUGCACUUCAGAUCAAAAAGAAAAUGUCUGUCAUGCCACGCCUUUCCUGCUUUGCACAUAAAUGGUGAAAACAGUAAGAAUUGAACCCAGGAAUGCACCAUGACGUUAUUACCCUUCAUGUAUGAAAAGGACACUAUACGUGCUCCGUCAGGCUAAUAAAUUUGCAUAAAGAGGAGUGGGACGGUUUUUUUUCCUAAUGAAAAUAGUUUUGCAUACGGCAAUAUUAUUAAAUAUACCAGUAUAUUAAUAUACUAGUGUAAUUAUUUUACACAAUAAAUAUUGCGUUUAAAAGCAAUGAUUUAUUUUUCUUCGUGGCGCUGAUCAACUUCCGUACUAGCUUGCCGUACUAGCCUACUAGUGUAACACGUUCAAUAUUUGUAUUUUUUUCUUGCAUUAUGUAAGUUGUAUAACUUUGUAACUUAUCCCAGUUAUGUGACGGUAUUCAUUUUUAUCCUGGGUGUAUUUUGUAACUGUAAUGCUAAAACAUUUACCACUUUAUAAAUGCAAGUAAAUGUGAAUGUGAAGAAA